GAAGAGAGAGAGAAAGCGGCAAGCAGAAAGCUCAUAGCUAAGGAGCGAGAGCAGCGUCAGAAGAAGAGGAUCGCUUUAAAAAGGACAAAAUAAGGAAAAAACAAAAAAGGAAACUCACCAGUCCCGCUGAUGGUCAUACGUCAACUUUAAGUGGCUAAAAUCUCAGUGAGUAGGAGAGAAAGAGCAAAGUAAAUUCAUCACCACCAUGAAGCUGUGGAGCCGUGUCUGCUUCCUCGUUCUAGCAGUUUCUCCUAUUUGCCUGGGUACUGAAACUACAAGUGAUGCACCUCAAAACAAUGAUACAAAGGCUUCUGCCGCCACGAUCACUUCCCCACACCAUUCAAAUACCACAGAUGCUGAGAGUACUACAGCAGUGAUGACAAACGUUACAUCUGGAGGUACAGUGGCUACUACUCUAACAAGUACUAAUGUACCAACGAAAGAGACUACCAACAUAGUCACACAAGGAGGAGCAGACCGUGGUGGUCAAAUGACUCAAACGACAACAAGUACCAGCUCAGGAACUACAGCUGCUGGCUCGUCUGCAGGUUAUGUGGUCCUGGCGCUUAUCAUCAUAGUGAUUUUAAUUCUGUGUAUCAUCCUCUACCUCUUGAGGAGAGCCUCCAGGACAUAUUCAUUUGACCUCCAGCGUCCAAAUCCUGUUGGCCAUCUCAGCCAGCCCACUGGCACCUUUGAGCCAGUCUACCUGGAUGAUCUGGAGCGACCGGUACCUAAAGAUAUUGAAGCCACUGAUGACCUUUCACCUCCACCGGUCGCUAACGGCACGAGUCUACAGUCGGAGGAAAAGGACUCCACCGGAGAGAACGCUCCUGAGGAACAGCUAGAAGCAAACGGUGUGGAGACUUCACCCGCUGAAAACACCACUCCCUCAUUGAGCAGCGAUGAAGCUGACAAGAUAUCCAACCCACCGAGCAGUACCAACCUGUUCUUUGAUGCUAUUGGGGAGCAGCAGAAUGAAAACAACAACAACCCUACAGUUUGCGCCAGUGACCCAUUUGUUGAAAUAAACCUGGACGAGCCAGCGUGGUGUGAUCAGCUCCUCAAUUCUUCUGAAGGUUCUUCCUCGGUCCUCCCCUUCUCUCCAUUCUCCUUAUCCUCCUCUUCCUCUUAGCACCUUGAAUCUUAUCCUCUUCGAUCAACAUAUAGGCAGAGACUGUCUUUCGUAGCACAUGGACAUGAGCACGACAUCUUUUGUUCCCAAAGCUAGUAUGGAUUGUCAGGUGAACAACCAAGGAAUUAACAUCAACCUGUAAACAUGAAGCUAGCUUUAACUGAUUUCUUAUUGUGAUUUUAUAUGUUUUUUUGUUCAAACUUAAUGGUCUCUUUUAGUAUUUUUUUUCUAAGACUAUAUGAAGGAUUUUAAACUGAUUUUAAUUGAAUUGUUUGAAACGGAGCAAUUUGGGAAGCUCAAAGAGACAGUCCAAAAUUGCAUCUAAGAAAAAGAAGCAUUGAAGAAAUGUUAACAGUUUUUACCCAAAUCACAACUUUUCCUGCAUUUAACUGACUGAUUAUUAUUGUUACCUAACCACACUGCAAACUUCAUACCAAAGGAAGUCAAAUAAGCGAGGUAGCUUAUUCGUGGCAUCUAGACUUACAAUAACACCUGAACUUUUUUACAAAUGUCAUCACUUCAUGAGUGACUCCAGUCACUCCAAAGUGGGCUCUCAGAUCUAACAUUCUUUAUAAGUAGGCUAAAUUUCUCUCAGAAGAGAUAUUUGGUUUUAAGUCAGAUUCUUUUGGGGAAAUUCGUGUGUAAAAAGCACUCACAUAGGAAACAGUUGAUUAACUUUUUGUACAUUUUAAUAUUGCAAUAAUAAUUUAAGGUUGUAAUCCCAUAGACACACAUGGAUAUACACAAGAAUGAUACAUCAUUUGGGGACUACAUCUCAUUAGCAAUAAAUAUAAAACUAUCUUUAAUGUUUCCUUAUGAUUUUUUUUAUUUCGUUUGUUUUACACAUUGUCAGCACAUCAAACUUAAAUCAAAUUAGUUUUUUCCUAAAACCUUUGCCCCAGUAGCAUUCUUCUACUCCAUUUUAUUUACUAAAGCAUCAUAAAACAGCAGCAACAACUAUUACUCUCAAAUUAUCGAUGUAGGCUAGUUUCCCCUAAACCUACAGUAACAUUUGUGAAAUCUCUGAACUAUAGAAAAUAAACUCUGUGUCAUAGUUACUGUAAAUAUUUUUGUAUACAAUAUAUGUUUUAGUAGAAUACUAUGAACCAUUCACAUUUAUUCAAGUUCUAUAUUUUAAUUUUGUGACUAUGGAUGUUUCCAUUCUACUAGAAGUUUAAAUGCUUUAAUUUUUUUAACCUACAUUUAUUUUGUCAUAAAUAAACUAGCUUCUUUUUAGAAGCUAGCUAAAAAUAAAUUUUACUACUGCCAUUUUGCUUAAUGUGCUAGUUCAAACUGAUAUAUAAAUAAAACAUUUUCUGACUAUUGUUAAAAAGACAUUGAGAAGUGUUAUUUUGUUUCAUGUUAAAAAUCAAAUUGUUUCAAAUAAAACAAAUUUUUCCAGAAUUUCACUGUUAUGCCUUCUUCAUUGUCUUUAUUAUCCUGAUGGUUAAAAAUGUCUCUAAGCAGUUUGGUAUUAAUGUUUCUUUCAUUUCACUAAUUUUUGGGUUCAUUUUAUUUGCUGCCUUACUCAAACCUUUUCAGGAAGUCAUCUGUGUAUUCUUUUGUCCAUUAAAACUAUAAAAUAAUUUUGACUUGGCUGUCUGUGAGUGGCAGCAUGUGUGGUAACAGCAGGAUGGCUGGUGGUUAGCACUGUUGCUUCACAGCAAGAAGAUCCUGAGGCUGGGGUCUUUCUGUGUGGAGUUUGCAUGUUCUUGUGGGUUCUUCCCAGGUACUCCAGGUUCCUCCCGCAAUCCAAAGGUGGGGAGUCAGUGGCCCAUAGUAAUGAAUGGUUGUCUGUCUCUGUGUGUUAGCCCUGCAACCGAUUGGUGACCUGUUUAGGGUAUUCCUGGAAUAAAGUCAUGAC
Molecule: messenger RNA, 2996 nt
Organism: Oreochromis aureus
Lineage: Eukaryota; Metazoa; Chordata; Actinopteri; Cichliformes; Cichlidae
Exons: 10
Coding region: 206-1132 (308 amino acids)
Source: RefSeq, a predicted model, not a curated record